GCUUUCAAGCUCCUCUCUGGUCAUGUAAAACAGCCAUGAUGUCUUUUUACAUCAUGUGAACAGCCAAUAAUGGACAGUUUGGCGGACAAUAGUGCAGCAAGUUGUGUUUAGUUGCGUGAGUACGUAGCGUAUAUAUGUCGCGCAAUCUUCACGUAAUCAAAUAAACUGUGCUGUGCGCGUUCAGCGCGUCAAUGUAUCACGCGACAGUACGUCGCAGGUGACACACGAUUCAUUUGUGAAGCACGAUAUGCAACCGACCUGACCUGACCUUGCUAUCACGUUGUCAGGUUUCAAUUCAGGUUAGAAACGUGAGGGCUGCAUCAUGUACUUUUCUGAGGACCAAACAUCCGGCAACGAUCAAAACAACGCGCUGCCACAAUUUUCCGAAUUGCGUUCAACACUAUCUGCUGGUUCUCUGGCAGAUUAUACUAAUGAUGGAAACAUGCAGAUGCAAGCAGCGGAUACUACUGCUUACACGAUAGGUUUAAGUCAGAAACAGGUAACUUUUCGGAAUUUGGUGUGUUUACACAAUCGCUGCCUGCUCAGAGAAAACAAUCUAAAUUCGCCUAAUAAAAAUACAGCAUCUAUAUCAUGGUCAGAUGCCAUAUUGCAAUUAAUAAACAGCCCUAUAAUGAACAUUCCGACUUGUAGUCAAAAUAACUCACUUCUUGGCAUACAAGCUAAUAAUUUGCCCACAAGUAUUAUUAAUAGUACAUAUUUGCCUUCCACAUCACAAGCAGAUGUAACAAAGCAGGAUUUGUGUUACGAGCAUAAGGAACAGGAAGAAUUAGAUAAACAAAAAGGCUUAACUGAAAUAUUCCAAAAAUUGCAAGCUGCUGGGAUAAGUUCGUCUUGGCAGCAGCUGAUCAAACCACAAAUAGAGCAAAUAAAGAAGGAAAAGGGACAAGAAAAACCAGAAAACAUGCAAAAUAGUAUCUUAAAUAUACCAAUGGUAUUUAGAAAUACUCAACUGCAAAGUAGUAACAAUUUCUGCAACUCGGAUCACUUGGCUAUUAACACUGAUAACUUGAACAUGCAGCUGAUGAAUGAGCAGCAAGAAAAUGAGAGCAAUGUGCAAACCGUCCUUAAGGUAGAACAACAAGUACAAACUGACUUUCCGACCGAGAAAAAACCAAGAUUUCGUGCAAAGCUCGAUGUCAAAAUCAGUGUUAGCAGUGAUGGAACUGUAUUUUACUGUUGUCCCGAAUGCGCUUUCAGACUUCAAGACAAGGCAGAAAUGGAACAACAUAUACAAACUCACUUACAGGAACGAAAGUAUCCAUGCACGCAUUGUGAUGCCAAAUUAAAAAGAAAGGAGCAUCUCGAUCAACAUAUGCGCGGUCAUUCAGAUGAUAGGCCUUUCAAAUGCAAUUUAUGCCCCAAGGCGUUUAAGAGGAACGAGCAUCUGACGAGACACAGAAGCAUUCAUUCCGGCAACAAGAACUUUUUUUGUCAAAUAUGUAACAAAGGAUUCUCGCGCAAGGAUCACUUGAACAAGCAUCAACAAACGCAUUUGGGUACCCGAAAGAAAAAAGAGAACUCUUAUUUUGUCGAUCAGAAAGAGAUGAUGAAGGUAUUGGACAAAAGUAGUACUAACAGUGCGCCGAUAGCCAAGCAAGAAGUAAGUCUUAUCUUGCCGGAUGAUUACUUAAAGCAAAGCCUGAUACAGCACAUUCAAAAAGAUCCGAACCUGUUGCAAACGUUCACCUCUUUGAAGCAGGCAAUGAGAGAAAAUGCGCUUCAGCAAGCACAGGGUAUUAAUUUAAACGAAUUGAUGUCUCAUAAUACAAGACAUCUAACAUAGUCUUAGUCGUAUAAUGAAGGCACCUUAUGCGCGACGGAGAGCGGUCGCAAGUAGACAAUUUUCAAUUUACAAAUUCAUAUUUUGACAGAGAAUGUGACUACUUUUAAUGUGUACCUUUAUAGUUUGCGAUCAUCUGGAAACUUCAGUGAAAGAUACAUUUGUGUGUAUCUAGUUUGAUUUAUAUAUAACACAUAAGGGGAUGUGUAGAUACUUUAUCUUUUUUAAGGUAUUUCUAGUCCGUUGCCGUUGAAGUCUUGAAAAAUUCGUCGUUUGUGUUUCAUCUCCAUAGUCGUUCAUCUUUCAUGCUCAGAUCAUUCAUCCAUCUUUUUCAUUUCAUCUCAAUUUUACUUUUUAAGCACGUUCACGCCGGCUUCAUUUCAACAAAAAAGAAAAACAAAAUUACAUUAAUUAUAUUUAUUUAUUUAUUACAUCACUGUUUAUAUAAAAUUAUGUGAAUUAUAUAAAGUCACACUUUUUCAACACAUCAGCGUAUAUUCAAAUUCAUACAUCUUUUAUUUAACGCAAUUUAUGAUCGCGCAUAUGUUCAAUCAAGAUGCUCUUAUUGACAUUACAUAACGUGCACGGAUAUUUUUGUUCCUGAAAUUAAUUUUAAAUAUCUUAAAUAAUCCGACACAAACGUACGAAUAUAUUUGACCUACUCGGCACUCCCUGACCCACCGGUAGAUCAAACCGAUGUGAACGUGUUAAAGGCUGAUUUAUAUGAUACCGAACAAGAAGAUUCCAUUUGUUGAUAUUCAGAAAUAAGAUGAGAAUUUAUUAUUACAUUUACAAUUUUUUUGUCACAAAAUAUUUUUUGAAAUAAGAACACGUGGAAUGGAAAACGCGCUCACAGGUGUCACGGCUCUUGCACACAGGAAUUUACAUAUCUAUUGUUUCCGAAAAAGAGCACAUCCGAUUCGAUCAUUGCCCGAUCCGUUACGUUGUCCUGUGUGCAGGAGACAUUACAAUAGCAUGUCGAGUUAACGAAUAUUUGCCAUUAUUUUUUAACGUAAUUCUUCUGUUUAUAGAUACGAAAAGAGAAAGAGAUCGGUGGACGCUCGCAUGCAUUGUGAUUGGAGUAUUUCCAAUAAUGCUCCCAUAUACAUGUGUGUCGCGCGCGUCACAUGUACGCGAGCGUGUAUUUGUCUAUGUAUGUGUUCGUUAUAGAUAUAAGAAUUGUAGACGGCACUAAUUAGAGCUGAGAGACGUGGAUGACUGCCAUGCCACACAACAAAACCAAAGACUUUACACAAAAAAGUGUGUGUAAAAUAGCAGUAUUCUAGUUUAUUUUUGUUGGAGCUCCUUUUUCUGAAUUUUCCAAUAAGUCCACAUUUCCGAACUAAUAAUUUAAUGGUUAUUUUUUUUUUUUUUUUUUUUUU
Pseudomyrmex gracilis is the source of this 3183-nucleotide messenger RNA. RefSeq names its product zinc finger protein 567-like. The transcript is spliced from 4 exons. Gene Ontology annotation, biological process: regulation of transcription by RNA polymerase II. The record is from RefSeq and is a predicted model, not a curated record. NCBI's taxonomy places the organism in Eukaryota, Metazoa, Arthropoda, Insecta, Hymenoptera, Formicidae. Gene Ontology annotation, molecular function: RNA polymerase II cis-regulatory region sequence-specific DNA binding; DNA-binding transcription factor activity. Bases 323 to 1804 code for a protein of 493 amino acids.